UUUUCAUGUUCACUUUACUUUAAAGGAAGGUAGCUUCAAAGAGGUGACAUAUUUGGUUCUGAUACCAUCUCAAGCCAUGCGUUUUUGGGGGAUAUUUUUGUGUUUGAUCUUCCUGGAGAAAAGUUGGGGACAGAUACAAAUGUCGUGUUGGCCCAAGCCUUUGAUUCCAGAGGAGCAGAGAUACACCAUUGUAACACCAAUAGUCUUCCGAGUUGGAGGAUAUGAACAAGUUACAUUUGAAGCCCACGGUCACACUGACCCAUUUGAUGUAACCAUCUCUAUAAAAAGUUAUCCUGAUAAAAAUGCUAAUUACUCUUCAAGCUCUGUACAUUUAUCACCAGAAAAUAAAUUCAAAAACUCUGCAAUCUUAACAAUUCAGCCCCAACAGUUGUCUGAAGGGCAAAACUCGUCUUCGCAUGUGUAUUUGGAAGUUGUGUCCAAGCAUUUUUCAACAUCAAAAAAAGUGUCAAUCGUCUAUGACAAUGGCACUGUCUUCAUUCAGACUGACAAGCCUGUGUACACUCCAGAGCAGCCUGUAAAGGUUGCCGUGUAUUUGCUGGAUGAAGCCUUAAAGCCAGUCACCAGAGAGACAGUCUUAACGUUCAUAGACCCUGAGGGAUCCGAAGUUGGCAUAGUAGAAGGAAGCAAUCAUACUGGAAUCGCCUCUUUCCCUGACUUCAGGAUUCCUACUAACCCUAAGCCCGGUAGAUGGACGAUCAAGGCUAAAUAUAGAGAAGAUGUUUCAACAGCUGGAACCACACACUUUGAAAUUAAAGAGCAUGAUAAAGCUUUCAAAAUAACCCUCGUUCCAACAAGUGAUCUGGAACACACAAUGGAAAAACAAGCAGGUGGCCUGAGUUUCCAGCCAGCAAAGUCCCUGCAAGAGAUGAUACAUGAGCAAGCUUCUAAAUACAAACAUCCAAUACUGAAGAAAUGCUGUUAUGAUGGAGCCAGAUAUAACCACCAUGAAACCUGUGAGGAACGAGUUGCCCGUGUGAAAAUAGGCCCAAACUGUGUCAGAGCCUUCAAUGAAUGCUGUGCCCUGGCAAGCGAGAAUACCUUUAAGAAUAUCGUCAUGUCGCGUCACGAUGGCAGUGGGUAUUCAAUCAGCAGUAUUUAAAAGACAUAAAUGUGAAAGGGGAUGGUCUGGGAAGAAGAGAGAUGCCUUGCAGGAGAGGGGAUUCUGACAAGAGAGGUAAUGGGGGAGAUGUGAUCAAAUCGUUUAAUGUAUAUGUAUGAAAAUCUCAGUGAAAUCUGCUAUCUUGUACAGUUAAUACUGCACUAAUAAAAAGUCUCUUAAAAGA
Meriones unguiculatus (Mongolian gerbil) is the source of this 1304-nucleotide messenger RNA. RefSeq names its product complement C5-like. Lineage: Eukaryota; Metazoa; Chordata; Mammalia; Rodentia; Muridae. Gene Ontology annotation, molecular function: endopeptidase inhibitor activity. Gene Ontology annotation, cellular component: extracellular region. Gene Ontology annotation, biological process: inflammatory response; complement activation. The transcript has 10 exons. The record is from RefSeq and is a predicted model, not a curated record. The coding region runs from base 77 to 1120 and encodes 347 amino acids.